CAGAGGAACUGCCAAGGAAUGAGGAGACUCCAUUUUUAUUUAAAUGCAUGGCAGGAAAAAUAAAAGAAAAAAACAAAAGUUCACGGGCGGACUCAAUUAUUACCAUUCGCCAAUAUAUGGAGCAGCGCAAUGCUCUUCAUGACAGCGAUCCGCUCCAAUAUUGGCAGAUUAACAAGGAACAUUUAUUUGCACUUGGACAAUGCGCAAUAAAAUUCUUGUGUAUACCAGCAAGUUCAGCUGAAUCAGAGCGCACAUUUAGUAAAACAGGAGCUAUUGUGACGGAACGGAGAGCAUGUUUAAAACCUAAACAAGUGAACACAUUGGUUUUUAUUAACAAAAAUCAAUGGCUACUUUAAAAUAACUGUGAUAUUGGAACGAAUUGUUUUUUUUUUUAAAUAAGAACCUCUCAUUAGCAUUAAGUUUGGAAAUCACCUUUUGUUUUGUAGUAUUUAAGAGUAGCAGCUAUCCGCUGCAUAGUACAAUAAGGACCUCUCAUUAGCAUUAAGUUCGGAAAUCGCCUUUUGUUUUGUAGUAUUUAAGAGUAGCAGCUAUCCGCUGCAUAAUACAAUAAGGACCUCUCAUUAGCAUUAAGUUUGGAAAUCGCCUUUUGUUUUGUUUUUGCUUAGAGAGAUUUUUGUUUUCGUUUUUUGGACUUAGGACGAGAAGUCACCCUUUUUUUUAUCUACAAGUUUAACUUGAAACUAUAAAUUUUGUUUUUAUAUUAAAGAACAUUCACAAAUUACAAGCUAAAAUCAUUUUAAUAUAUUUUCGAUGGAAUUAAUUUAUAAAGGGCUAACUUAUAGUAGUUAAAUUAUACGCUAGAUAAUUCGUAUCGAUGAUUAUAGACAAGGUCAUGAGUUCUGAUACUUUUGGUUGACCCUUUUUGAAUAUUUGAAACUUUGUAAUAUUGAAAAACGACACCAAAAUAUAUAUUAUAUGUUGAAUAACUCGUUUAAAUUUUCGAUGGAACCAUCGAUAGUAUCGAUGGUUUUUUCCAUCGAUGGAAAAAAUAUCGAGUGGAGCAACCAUCGAUGGAUUCCC
Molecule: messenger RNA, 1041 nt
Organism: Anastrepha ludens (Mexican fruit fly)
Lineage: Eukaryota; Metazoa; Arthropoda; Insecta; Diptera; Tephritidae
Product: zinc finger BED domain-containing protein 4-like
Exons: 2
Coding region: 48-356 (102 amino acids)
Molecular function (GO): protein dimerization activity
Source: RefSeq, a predicted model, not a curated record